CUAAGUUGUAAUCAGUCGAAUUUUGUUCUCGGACCAUUAACCAUUUCACAUUCCGCCCUCAACAUUCAACAUGGAAGGCCAUCGCGUGGCAGUCGUCGCAUUUGCUGUUAUUCUCGCCGGAUUGUGCGUGCUGUCCGGACUUAACGCGGCGCCCGUGGAAUGCAAUAAUAGCAGUGGCACUCAGGUCUCCGAAAACGGUUUCCAGUCGCAGACGCAAACCGGACCCGGCUGCCAGUCACAGACCUCCGAGGACGGAUCCCAGAGUCAAAGCCAGAGCCAGUCGGGCAAUGGUCACCAGUCGCAGUCGCAGUGCAGCGGCUCGUCUUGCGGUCAGUUCAGCCCCCUUCCGCCCCUCUUCACCAUGGCGCCCAUGGAGCCCAUGGAGCCCAUGGAGCCCAUGAAACCCCUCACCUGGCAGCCUUGGGGCACUUUCGGCUAAGUUCUUAAAGCUAUCAAUAAAGCUGUCGUUGUGUGCAGAUUGCUAAUACAAAACAAAGACAAAGUGUUUUUAAUAUUUUUUAGAAAGAAUGUACAAAAAAAAAAAUACUCUUUGUUUGUAUCUUUCUAUAUUAGCAUAUUAAAGUUCAAAAAUAAAUAUUUUGUAAAACAGCCAAAACCGCAAAUACAAAAAAUAAAUUAAAGGAAUAUAAAAUUUAAUCAAUUUGAGCUGAGUUCCUAAAUAGUUAUACUAAAUAAAAUCAACGUACAUUUUCUUUUACAAACUUAAA
Molecule: messenger RNA, 728 nt
Organism: Drosophila elegans
Lineage: Eukaryota; Metazoa; Arthropoda; Insecta; Diptera; Drosophilidae
Exons: 2
Coding region: 71-439 (122 amino acids)
Source: RefSeq, a predicted model, not a curated record